This is a messenger RNA of Pimephales promelas (fathead minnow), 2895 nucleotides long. RefSeq names its product inflammation and lipid regulator with UBA-like and NBR1-like domains (gene ilrun). Gene Ontology annotation, biological process: macroautophagy. NCBI's taxonomy places the organism in Eukaryota, Metazoa, Chordata, Actinopteri, Cypriniformes, Leuciscidae. The record is from RefSeq and is a predicted model, not a curated record. Gene Ontology annotation, cellular component: phagophore assembly site. Gene Ontology annotation, molecular function: ubiquitin binding.
GUGACGUCACGCCCCGCCCGCAGCCAUGCGUACUCUGCUUGUUAUCGGGUCGCUUGUUAUGACUGGAGAAGGCCUCGGACUCAAUUAAAACUUAUCCCCGGGACAGCCGCAUGCUCAUGGAGGGCAUGGACAUAGACCUGGAUCCGGAGCUCAUGCAAAAAUUCAGCUGCAUGGGCACCACGGAUAAAGAUGUCCUCAUCUCGGAGUUUCAGAGGCUGCUGGGUUUUCAGCUCAACCCGGCUGGCUGCGCCUUCUUCCUGGACAUGACCAACUGGAACCUUCAAGCAGCUAUUGGUGCAUAUUAUGACUUUGAGAGCCCAAAUAUCAACACGCCGUCAAUGUCUUUUGUGGAUGAUGUGACGAUUGGAGAGGGGGAAUCCGUUCCUCCUGACACACAGUUCACAAAGACAUGGAGGAUACAGAAUACGGGUACAGAGUCGUGGCCCCCGGGUGUGUGUCUGAAGUAUGUUGGUGGGGAUCAGUUUGGUCAUGUGAACAUGGUGAUGGUGCGGUCUCUGGACCCGCAGGAGAUCUCAGACGUGAGUGUGCAGAUGCGCAGUCCAGCCGUUCCUGGCAUGUACCAAGGCCAGUGGAGAAUGUGCACGGCCACUGGACUAUUCUAUGGAGAUGUGAUCUGGGUGAUUUUGAGUGUGGAAGAGGGAGGCCUGCUGGGCGUCACACAGCAGUUAUCCUCCUUCGAGACGGAGUUCAACACGCAGCCACACCGCAGUGUGGAGGGAGGCUUCAACCCUUUCGCCUCACCACAGAAGAACAAGCAGGACACCAAUGAGGAUAAUCUAAAUGACCCCGGGGGCCCCUGGGAGGCCCCACUGGACUCCAUUCAGCAAGAUCAAAACGGACUCAAUCACAGCUCUGUAAAUAUUACACCAAAUGGUCUCCAAAACAACUUAUCAGUAGUGACUUACAGCCAGGGCAUUAAUGGACCCUUCCCAUUUGGACAGUCUUAAGAUACAGAAAGCAUCCGGGAGCUCAUCGGAGCCACUGCUUUUGCCCUUUUCAGGGGAUCAGAGAGAGGAGGAACAGAUUUACUCUAAAGACUUGGUGACCCUCCCUCUCCCCUGAUGCAUCACAACAUCACAUAAAUGUGUGGACAAAUCUGUUUGGCUCCAAAUCAAUAUUGAAGCAACACCUGAGUUACGCAUGUGUGAAUGCUAGAUUUAGAUGCGUGCUAGAAAUUCUAAAGAGAUAUAAUGGAAAAUACACCAUUUUUCUGAUCUGUAUUGUCACAUUACAGCGGUAAAUUCAGAAGUGUGAGUGCACGAAUGCGUAAGAGAAACAGCGGCAGGGCGGUUGGAUGAAUGAAUGAGUGAAUCGAAGUCCUUUCACCCCAAUUUCAAUAGAAAAGCAUACGAUUUAUAUUUUGCUUAAAGAAAAUAAAGCCUGCUUUUAGGAUGUGUAUGAUAUGUCAAUUCUGCACAUUUUCCACCAAAUUCCCAUUACUGCAAUAAAUACGGACAAUUAUAUUUCAGAUCUUUUUUUUGUUUUGUAAUUCCCAUUGUUCUCGCCUUUAAAUGAUUGUAUUAAAAUAUUGCACUGUUUCGUUUUUUUUAAAUAGCCUGAUUUGAAAUACAACCAAUUCAUGUACAACAAUGUAUAUUUAUACCAUUUUUUGCAAUUUAAAUAAAUUAAUUACCAUGAAAAUUAUGUUACAAUGAAGGAAAUCUUAAUGGUGCUAAAAACAGGGCUUUGUUUUGUUCUUUAAGCAAAGUAUAAUUCUCAUUUAUUCCUCUGAUUUUGGUUUGUGAGAGUCAUCUGAAUAUGUGUGCGACAGCCAUGCACAAAAGCCAUCAACAAAUGAAUGAAGAAUUAAUGGCUCUCAAGUAGUUUCUCAUUUUUCAUCAAUGUUCUUUUAUUUUACAAACUGGACAGUUUCAAGUACAAAAGAAAAAAGGUCAAUGUGCCUACUUGGAGGUUAAAUUGUGUAAUUGGUAGAAGAACAAAAGUUUCAUAUGGUCCUUUGCCAGCCACUUGUAAUUGUUUGUUUAGUACAAAAUUGCAUUUAAAACCUGCUCUGGAUUCACUAAAAAACCCAGCAAACCUGUACAGCCGUACAUGAGCACAUUAUGUCUCAUUAUAUUGAAGUAUACAUCUGUACUGCCACUAUACAGGUCACGUCAUAGCUGUUGUCAGAGAUGCCCUUAGUAACUAUCUUGUUGCUGUUAUCAUAUUUGUUUACAUUGAUGUUUUUCUGGAGUUAUAGAGUGCUGAUGUUGGUUUCCACUCACAAUGACACAAUCCAUCAGAGAUGAUCGUAAGCGCAGAUGUGACUUUGGUUCCCUUGUUUACUGACCUAAGAGUUCACAAGCACAUCAUUGAUUUAUUUUCCCAAUCCUACGUUUCUGCCGUUCACCUAGACCUGCGAUGGUAUUAAGCUUUUUUUAAAUGAGCUGAGGGUGUUUUAAUGAGGGAAAGUGUGAGUGAGUUCAUUUUAAAGGAAUAUUCUGGGUUAAAUGCAAGAUUUGUACCUCUCUGAACUGAAAAUGCUUUGACAUUUAUUCAAUUGUCUACGUGGCAAGUGCACUACUUCCAUUGUAAGGGCAUUUCCCUAUACACAUUUUUUUUUCCUUCGAUUUUACAAAUUACCAUUUUUUUUUUUCUGUGCAUUUAACCAAAAAUAUUCUCUUAAAUUGUAUUCUCUUGAGUGUUGCUAAAUGUUGAAAUGGUAAAUUGUGAGCUGGAAAGUUCCAAAUAAUAUUUUAAUGCAUAAAGAAUUUUUGUGGAGUUUAUUUGGUUUGAAUCGUGCCUCUGUGUUUGGUAUGAUGGAAAGCUUCUUGGAUGUUUUAUAUCUUGCUUAAUAUAUCUGAAAGGCCGUUUUACUCACCAUUUUCUGUUUUGCUGCGAUGGCUAGGCAAUCUAUAAAACGUGAAACGUUAA